AUGGCAGAAAACGUGAAGGUGGUCGUACGAUGCCGACCGAUGAACAAGCGUGAACAACAAUCAAACUGUAAGAGCGUAAUACAGAUCGACAAUUCAUUGGUAAAUCUAGACAAUCCGAACGACACGAAUGCACCGCAAAAAUCGUUUCAAUUCGACAAUGCGUACGGGUAUGCGGCAACAACGGAAAACAUUUAUAGUGACAUCUGUUACUCCUUGGUGGAAAGCGUUCUCGAGGGCUACAAUGCGACGAUCUUCGCUUACGGCCAAACCGGCUGCGGUAAAUCGCACACAAUGCAAGGAACCACCUACAAUCUCUCGGCAGCGGAUCCCAACAAUGCGAACAACAUCGGCAUCAUACCAAGAUCGUUCGAGCACAUCUUUGAAGCCAUCUCACUUGCCAGCGAGGUACGGUACUUGGUGUUGGUUAGCUAUCUGGAAAUCUACAACGAAACCAUACGAGACCUGCUGCAACCACAAAACCAAACCGCCGGUAGCUUGCAGAUCAAGGAAGUGCCUGGUGAAGGUGUAGCCGUUCAAAACCUUUCCCAGCAUACCGUGCACGGGAUGAGGGAAUGCAUUGAACUGUUGGAGCUGGGCGCAAAGAAUCGUAUGGUCGGAGCCACGCUUAUGAACAUCGAAAGUUCCCGCUCGCAUUCGAUCUUCAGCAUCAGCCUCGAGCAGAUGUCUACGAGCGUCGAAGGUGAGGGAGCUUCGAUCAAACGUGGCAAACUAAAUCUGGUCGAUUUAGCCGGUUCCGAACGGCAAAGUAAAACCGGCGCAACUGGGGAGCGUCUUAAGGAGGCAACGAAAAUUAAUCUCUCACUAUCGGCACUAGGCAACGUGAUUUCGGCCCUGGUCGAUGGGAAAACGAGACACAUUCCAUAUCGCGAUUCGAAGCUUACCCGACUGCUGCAGGACUCGCUGGGCGGAAACACGAAAACGUUGAUGAUUGCAUGCAUUUCGCCGGCCGAUUACAAUUACGACGAAACGCUGUCCACAUUGCGGUACGCCAGCAGGGCGAAAAACAUUGCCAACAAGCCGCGCGUUAACGAGGACCCGAAGGAUACGAUGCUGAGGGAGUAUCAGCAGGAAAUUAUGCGACUUAAGGAAUUGCUCAAAGGAGGUGAAAAUCGGUCAUUGGACAUAAAUGGACACCAGGAAUCGAUGAGUUUGGGCGUGGAAAGGCAAGCACUCAAAACACAGUACGAUCAGGAAGUGAUGCAUCUGCGUCGUGAGUACGAACAGCAGAAGAUCGCCAAACAGGAGCUGGUGAAGGAUAUCGAGAAGAUAAAGGCGUACUACGAGCAGCAGAUGCAGCUUCUAACGACGAAGCAGCUUUCCGAUGGGGAGAAGGAUCUUACCACCACGGCCCAACUAGCUAACCGAGAUCGUAAGGAAAUUUAUGAUCGUAUCAAACAGAUCAAGGAUGCCCUUAUUGGUGGAGAGCGAGCGAACGACAUUCAGCUCAAGGAGAAGCGAUAUCGCAACAAGCUUGCCUCGGAGAAGCGAAUCAACGCCCUAGCACAAGCACUCGGACGUAUCGAACAGGCAGCAGACCGAGAUUUCCUACAGGGCCAUUGUUCCGACAUUCAGCAGGAGCUAAAGGUACGAUACGAACAGAUACGGGCGUUAAGGAAGCGUUCCAAGUUUCUCGAGCAGGAAGUAUCCGACAUACAGGGUGAGUUUCAGCGCGAACGAGACGAUUACCUGGCAACGAUAAGACUGCUGGAGAAGAAGAUUCUCUUUUACGAAGCGGUGUUCCAGAAGGCCAUGCCCGUUCUUCGGAAGGAUGGUCGAUACUGGAAUUUGGAGUGUCUCGAGAAAGAAUCGGAAUGGAGCGAUGAUUUGCGCAAGUGGCGUUUACCGGACGACACAUUGUUACGGCUACGAUUGCCACCGGCCGAAACACCACCUCCACCAGCACCUCCGGACGAUACAUCCCCCGGCAAACUGAAUGGACGCGAAAGUCAAACUUCCUUAACUGCACCGGGCCGCCUGGAGCGUAGCUCAACGAUGAUACUUGCCAAACUGCCGGAUUUUCAGCGCGACAACAAAGCACUGACCGGACCGGAUGAGCAUCAGCAGCGCCACAAAAGUGAUUUCCUUAGCAAAAGCACCAACAGCAAUCCCUUUCCGAAGAUCGAAGACGUCGCGAUGACGUACUUUAGACCGCGGCGAGCCGCCGAACUGGUGUACAAGAGUGGGUGGCGAUCGUUUCAGAAAUGA
Molecule: messenger RNA, 2226 nt
Organism: Anopheles maculipalpis
Lineage: Eukaryota; Metazoa; Arthropoda; Insecta; Diptera; Culicidae
Gene: Kif3C
Product: kinesin-like protein KIF17
Exons: 3
Coding region: 1-2226 (741 amino acids)
Biological process (GO): microtubule-based movement
Molecular function (GO): ATP binding; microtubule motor activity; microtubule binding
Source: RefSeq, a predicted model, not a curated record